AUGCCAGGCAUCAUACUUUCUCCCAGCGCCAGCAGCGAGGGCGCCAUCGCAGGCAUGAAGAGAGCACAUGAUGCGGGAAACGCGCCGACAUACGGAGAGCCACAUCCCAAGAAGCGGCAAGUCGUUCGGGCGCUGCACCACACGCAGCCCAUCCAGCACAUCGCCGAACCCAUCAGCGCAGAGCUCGAUCCCUUUGGCGAGAGCAAAGACUUUUUCGAUCAGCAAUUGCGCCGCGCAAUAGCGAUACAAUGCAAAGGCGUCGGCUUCGAGAGCGCGCGCCCGGACGCGUUGGAGGAGUUCCGGGCACUGGUCGAUUCCUACAUGACCAACUUUCUAGCACAAGUACGGACGUCAAUGAUCAGCUCGCGGCGCACUGAAACCGUAGCCCACGACUGGAUCUACGCCCUCACAUCUGCCGGCCUACGCGGCUCGGCUUCCCUCGAACAACAUAUUGACACAGGUGAAGUUCCACCAUCGGUACUGCAACCAUACUUUGAACCUCCUGCGCCUCCAGAGGCUCCGCCGCCCGACACUGAGUCCUUGCUGGGUCCUGGUCUUUCCGGCAAGGCGGACAAAGAAACGCGCCGUUAUAUACCAAAGCAUUUCCCCGGUUUCCCAUCAAAACACACGUACACAGCAACGCCCGUCUUUACAAAACGCGAAAAUGAUCCGCGCAAGAUCCGGGAGAAGGCGACUGAGGAGGGCAUUCUUGCCGAACAGAGUCUUCGAAAACUCAUGGCGGCACAGAAGGCGGGCGUCCAGAAACAGAACGUUGGCAAGCGCAAGCGCAGCAGGCGCAUGAAGGAGAGCGACCAGUUGUGGCAAGCCGCCAUGAAAGACCUGCUCGACGAAGAGAACCAGCGAGAGAAGGAGGAAGAGCGGCGGCAAGCCCAGACGGACGAGUACGACGAUGACUGGGAUAUGCCCCAAGACGCUCCAAUACGGCAGCUGACGACCGAUCGGAACGUCAACCUUGAGGAAGGCGUACAUGUCAACUACGACCGGAAAUACUGGAGAAAGUCCGCAACCGGCGCUUCAUAG
Molecule: messenger RNA, 1041 nt
Organism: Alternaria arborescens
Lineage: Eukaryota; Fungi; Ascomycota; Dothideomycetes; Pleosporales; Pleosporaceae
Exons: 2
Coding region: 1-1041 (346 amino acids)
Biological process (GO): transcription initiation at RNA polymerase II promoter
Cellular component (GO): transcription factor TFIID complex
Molecular function (GO): protein heterodimerization activity
Source: RefSeq, a predicted model, not a curated record